This is a messenger RNA of Monopterus albus (swamp eel), 2422 nucleotides long. RefSeq names its product heat shock protein 5 (gene hspa5). The record is from RefSeq and is a predicted model, not a curated record. The transcript is spliced from 9 exons. Gene Ontology annotation, molecular function: ATP binding; ATP-dependent protein folding chaperone. NCBI's taxonomy places the organism in Eukaryota, Metazoa, Chordata, Actinopteri, Synbranchiformes, Synbranchidae. Bases 267 to 2222 code for a protein of 651 amino acids.
CCAGCGUGCUGGUGAACACCAAUCAGAGCGUUCCAACGAGCAGCUGCUCUGCCAAUCGUGGGUCUCCACGACAGGGAAGAAGGACCACUUAUAUAGAAGAAGCACCACUUGUUCAACAUCAUUUCAUGAAGGAAAGAAUAAAGAAAAUAUUAGAGAGAAAGGCACUUUGCAGCAAGAGGCUGGUACCGCGGAAGAAACGUCAAGGCCGUUAAUUUACAGAUAAUACUCUGAGGUUUCUUUGUAAAUCUGACUACAAACAGGCAAAGAUGAAGCUGUUAUGGGUUGUAAUGCUGAUGGUCGGCACCGUGUUUGCCGAUGAUGACGACAAGAAGGAGAAUGUGGGGACUGUGGUUGGAAUCGACUUGGGGACCACCUACUCGUGUGUUGGAGUGUUCAAGAAUGGCCGUGUGGAGAUCAUCGCCAAUGACCAGGGUAACCGCAUCACCCCUUCAUAUGUGGCCUUUACCAGCGAAGGUGAGCGUCUGAUUGGUGAUGCUGCCAAGAACCAGCUGACCUCCAACCCUGAGAAUACCGUCUUUGAUGCCAAGAGGUUGAUUGGCCGCACAUGGAGUGACCCCUCUGUGCAACAGGACAUCAAGUACUUCCCCUUCAAGGUUACUGAGAAGAAGAGCAAGCCCCAUAUCCAGAUUGACAUUGGUGGUGGCCAGAUGAAGACAUUUGCUCCUGAGGAAAUUUCUGCCAUGGUGCUGGUUAAGAUGAAGGAGACUGCUGAGGCCUAUCUGGGCAAAAAGGUCACCCAUGCUGUGGUCACUGUUCCUGCCUACUUCAAUGACGCCCAGCGCCAGGCUACUAAGGAUGCUGGAACCAUCGCUGGUCUGAAUGUUAUGAGAAUCAUCAAUGAGCCGACUGCUGCUGCCAUUGCUUAUGGCCUGGACAAGAGGGAUGGCGAGAAGAACAUUCUUGUAUUUGAUCUGGGUGGUGGCACCUUCGAUGUCUCCCUUCUAACCAUUGACAAUGGUGUGUUUGAAGUGGUGGCCACCAACGGUGACACUCAUCUGGGAGGUGAGGACUUUGAUCAGCGCGUCAUGGAACACUUUAUCAAGCUGUACAAGAAGAAGACUGGCAAAGAUGUGCGCAAAGACAACCGUGCUGUGCAGAAGCUGCGUCGUGAGGUUGAGAAGGCAAAGAGGGCGCUGUCUGCCCAGCACCAGGCCCGCAUUGAGAUAGAGUCCUUCUUUGAAGGAGAAGACUUCUCUGAAACCCUGACACGUGCCAAAUUUGAAGAGCUGAACAUGGAUCUCUUCCGUUCCACUAUGAAGCCUGUACAGAAGGUUCUUGAAGAUGCUGACCUGAAGAAGUCUGACAUUGAUGAGAUUGUCCUGGUUGGAGGCUCCACUCGUAUCCCCAAAAUCCAGCAGCUGGUGAAGGAGUUCUUCAAUGGCAAGGAGCCUUCUAGGGGGAUCAACCCUGAUGAAGCUGUGGCAUAUGGAGCUGCUGUGCAGGCUGGAGUGCUUUCUGGAGAGGAGGACACUGGUGAUGUGGUUCUUCUGGAUGUGUGUCCCCUGACUCUUGGUAUUGAGACUGUUGGAGGAGUAAUGACCAAACUGAUUCCCAGGAACACUGUGGUGCCCACCAAGAAGUCCCAGAUCUUUUCUACAGCAUCUGAUAACCAGCCUACUGUCACUAUUAAGGUUUAUGAAGGUGAGCGUCCUCUGACAAAAGACAACCAUCUGCUGGGCACCUUCGACCUGACUGGCAUCCCUCCUGCCCCUCGUGGUGUGCCACAGAUUGAAGUGACCUUUGAGAUUGAUGUCAAUGGUAUUCUGCGAGUCACAGCUGAGGACAAGGGCACAGGCAACAAGAACAAGAUUACAAUCACAAAUGACCAAAACCGUCUCACACCUGAGGAUAUUGAGCGCAUGGUGAACGAUGCAGAGCGCUUUGCCGAUGAGGACAAGAAGCUGAAGGAGAGGAUUGACUCUCGCAAUGAGUUGGAGAGCUAUGCCUACUCUCUGAAGAACCAGAUUGGUGACAAGGAGAAGCUUGGCGGCAAGCUGUCAGAUGAUGACAAGGAAGCCAUUGAGAAGGCAGUGGAGGAGAAGAUUGAGUGGCUGGAGUCGCACCAAGACGCCGAUCUGGAAGAAUUCCAGGCCAAGAAGAAGGAACUGGAGGAGGUGGUUCAACCCAUUAUCAGCAAGCUUUAUGGAAGUGCGGGAGGACCACCACCUGAGGGUGCCAACGAUGAGAAGGAUGAGUUGUAGAUAAAUCUGAUUUCAGCUCUUCUGUUCCCUCUUACCUCUCUGACAGUGGCACCUAGACAUAUAUUGAACUGAUGGGACUCAUUAAUGAGAGGAAUGGCUGGGAAGGGGUGGCAGUAACAAGCAACCAUACUGAAUUUUCAGAGACUUUGAAAUAAGUUGGUGUGAGAGGUGUUCUCUUCGCUGGAAGGCGGAGAUAUCUC